Messenger RNA from Balaenoptera acutorostrata (minke whale), 461 nucleotides. Its product is annotated as CDKN2AIP N-terminal-like protein. The record is from RefSeq and is a predicted model, not a curated record. The coding region runs from base 27 to 377 and encodes 116 amino acids. The transcript has a single exon. NCBI's taxonomy places the organism in Eukaryota, Metazoa, Chordata, Mammalia, Artiodactyla, Balaenopteridae.
UCCGGCCCUCAGCGGCGGAGGGCGCCAUGGUGGGUGGUGAGGCGGCAGCAGCCGUGGAGGAGCUGGUUUCGGGUUUGCGGCAGGCGACCGACUUCGCUGAGCAGUUCCGCUCCUACUCGGAGAGCGAGAAGCAAUGGAAGGCCCGCAUGGAAUUCAUCCUGCGCCACCUGCCCGACUACCGCGACCCGCCAGACGGCGGCGGCCGCCUGGACCAGCUGCUAUCCCUCUCCAUGGUCUGGGCCAACCACCUCUUCCUGGGUUGCAGUUACAACAAAGACCUUUUAGACAAGGUGAUGGAAAUGGCUGAUGGGAUUGAAGUGGAAGACCUGCCACAAUUUACUACCAGAAGUGAAUUAAUGAAAAAGCAUCAAAGCUAAGGCAGAAGAUUCAUCACAUUUUCAUCAUUAGUUACAGGCUUGGAAAGGAGGCUGGGAUGAAUAUGACAUUGACCUCAGCAGCUC